Messenger RNA from Bacillus rossius redtenbacheri, 9597 nucleotides. It is a transcript of the gene norpA, whose product is annotated as 1-phosphatidylinositol 4,5-bisphosphate phosphodiesterase. The coding region runs from base 1224 to 4538 and encodes 1104 amino acids. The record is from RefSeq and is a predicted model, not a curated record. Gene Ontology annotation, molecular function: phosphatidylinositol-4,5-bisphosphate phospholipase C activity; calcium ion binding. NCBI's taxonomy places the organism in Eukaryota, Metazoa, Arthropoda, Insecta, Phasmatodea, Bacillidae. Gene Ontology annotation, biological process: release of sequestered calcium ion into cytosol; lipid metabolic process; phosphatidylinositol-mediated signaling. The transcript is spliced from 22 exons.
GGCAUGCAUCAGUUGCAGUUGCAGUUGUAGCUGUUGGAGUGUCCUUAAUUACAAGGUGGUCGUUAGUGGGCGACCAGCUAUCACACUGUCGGCAGGAUAUCCUGUUGCUUAUCGUUGCUGUGUGCGGAUGUGCAGUUUCGAUGUAUUGUUUUCGGGAGCAGCUGUGUUUGGUUAUAAACUGCAGCAAUUUUUUAAAAGCCACACAUAGUAACAUUUUUAUUAAUAUUUGACAAAGUCAAUAUGUACACGGAAGUUGUUGACGACAUACAGAGAAGAAGUCACGGUCUUAUUGCCUGCAGAUUUAGCAACAAAUUAUUGCUUUUUGGAUUUGUGACUUUGUAUUCAGUUUUCUUGUGCUUUGAGACAAUGUAUCCCCGGUGCAGGACUCGGUAGUGGUGUAUUAGCUUGCAGCUGUUUGGAGUGUGGAGCGUUGUCUAGAAGAGGAGUCAUUGUAUGUCAAUUUGGGGGAGUAUUCUGUACUGAUCAGUGUACCUACCGCAGAGUCCGGGCCAAAAGUCUUACGAGCUGUCGGCACGGGAGCAUAUGAGCAUGGCGUGGCACACACUGUUCAUGUGCUGUACCCAAGCACGAGCGUAGGAAACCAACAAAAUGAUAUACAGUGAAGAAUGGAAUGUAAUCAACAAUGGUGUACGAUAAAAAAUGAAAGGAAACUAAACAAAUGGAAAAGGAAAUGAAUUUAACAUACGUUGGACCUUAUUGUGCCCAGUUCCCAUUAGCAAAAUAUUGAAUACAACAUUCUGAAGAAGUCAAACACUAACGAAGAAUGCAACACGGGGUUCAAGGCCAGAAGUUUAUCCACAGGAAGUAAGGAGAGCCAAAUGAAGAUUAUUAUGAACACAUGACAAAAAAAAACAGUCAACUUUCUUGAAACCAAAGGGAGAUGCAUUUGAUGAAGUUAUGUGUACAUUUCAGUUAGUGGAACUCAUUUAAACUCACCGACCAAAAAAAAAUCUACCAAGUGGACAGUUUUGUUUAACAGAUACACACGUUAGCAUCCUUGUGAUGAAUGUUUUAAGAACAGCUGAUGUGUAACAGAGCCGUACAUUGCUCUGCCUACGGUUUGGUUAUGCCUUUCCGUCACAAACAACUGGUGUUCGUAGCACUAUGGAGCUCAGUUUGGAAGACUUCUGGUUCAUAUAUUGUAUGUAAUUACAAUAUGGAAAACACACAAUGAGCUGAUGGACUGAGUCGGAGUCGGCACCAUGACGAAGCGGUUUGAGUUCAACUGGCACAUCCCGGUGCCGGAGCCCCUGGUGCAGGGCUGCGUGUUCGACCGCUGGACCGAGGAGAAGGACUCCACAGACCUGGAGACGGGCUGCUCCUUCAAGGUGGACGAGUACGGCUUCUUCAUCUACUGGAAGAGCGAGGGACACGACGGGGAUGUCAUCGAGCUGUGCCAAGUGAGCGACGUGCGGGCUGGCGGCGUGCCCAACAAGGACCAGAAGCUGCUGAUGAACCUGCAGCAGAAGCACGGAGACAACCUGGAGGAGAAGUCUCUGACCAUCUGCAGCGGCACGGACUACAUCAACAUCAACUACCAGCACGUGGUGUGUCCCGACGCGGAGACUGCCAAGAUCUGGCAAGAGGGUUUGCGCAAGAUCACACACAACAACAAGAUGAACAACGUUUGUGUCAGGACUAACCUCAUGAAACAUUGGAUGCGGCUGGGCUUCCUCAGCGACGCCAGGGGGAAGAUCCCCGUGAAGGUGGUGGCCAAGACCUUCGCCUCCGGCAAGACGGAGAAGCUGGUGUACCAGUGCCUGUCGGAGCUGGAGCUGCCGAGCGGCAAGAAUGAUGUCAUCGAGCCAACAGACUUCACUUUUGAUAAGUUCUACACACUGUACCACAAGCUCUGCCCUCGGAACGACAUUGAAGAACUUUUCCAGUCCAUAACCCAAGGGAAAGCUGAUUCUGUGAACAUUGAUCAGUUCAUCAACUUCCUCAAUGAGAAGCAGAGAGAUCCUCGCCUGAACGAGAUCUUGUAUCCGCUGUACGACGAGAAGCGAGCCACCGAGAUCAUACAGACGUACGAGCAGGACGAGACGGCACGUAGCGAGAAGAAGCUGACGAAGGACGGCCUGAUUCGGUACCUGAUGUCCGACGAGAACGCUCCCGUGUUCCUGGACCGACUGGACUUCUACAUGGACAUGGACCAGUCCCUGGCUCACUACUACAUCAACAGCUCGCACAACACGUACCUGUCGGGCCGCCAGUUCGGGGGCAAGUCCUCGGUCGAGAUGUACCGCCAGGUGCUGCUGGCCGGCUGCAGGUGCGUUGAACUGGACUGCUGGGACGGCAAGGGCGACGACGAAGAGCCGAUCAUCACCCACGGGAAAGCCAUGUGCACCGAUAUCUUGUUCAAGGACGUGAUCUACGCCCUGCGGGACACGGCCUUCGUGACGUCGGACUACCCGGUGAUCCUGUCCUUCGAGAACCACUGCUGCAAGGCCCAGCAGUACAAGCUGGCCAAGUACUGCAACGACAUCCUGGGCGACCUGCUGCUGAAGGAGCCCCUGCCAGACUACCCCCUGGAGCCCGGCGCGCCGCUGCCGCCGCCCAGCCUGCUCAAGAGGAAGAUCCUCAUCAAGAACAAGCGCCUGAAGCCGGAGGUGGAGAGGCAGGAGCUGGAGCUGUUCCUGCAGGGCCAGUUCGUGAUCGAGGACGAGGAGAAGGAGGACGCCUCGGCGCCCGUGCCGGCCAAGAAGGACGGACCUGUGCUGCAGGACGUCCCGGACAGCGUGGAGGCCCCCGUGCCGGACGGCGUGGAGGCCCCGGUGCAGGUGCAGUACACCGGCUCCACCACCAACGUGCACCCCUGGCUGUCCUCCAUGGUCAACUACGCCCAGCCCAUCAAGUUCCAGGGCUUCGAUGUGGCCGAGCAGAAGAACAUCCACCACAACAUGUCGUCGUUUGCGGAGGUGACGGGGUUGGGGUACCUGAAGUCGCACGCCAUCGAGUUCGUGAACUACAAUAAGAGGCAGAUGAGCCGCAUCUACCCCAAGGGCACGCGCGCGGACUCCUCCAACUACAUGCCUCAGGUGUUCUGGAACGCCGGCUGCCAGAUGGUGUCGCUGAACUUCCAAACAUCCGACCUGCCGAUGCAGCUGAACCAGGGCAAGUUCGAGUACAACGGCAACUGUGGGUAUCUGCUGAAGCCCGACUUCAUGCGGCGGGCGGACCGCAGCUUCGACCCUUUCGCCGACGCCCCUGUGGACGGCGUCAUCGCCGCCCAGUGCUCCGUGCAGGUGAUAGCCGGCCAGUUCCUGUCGGACAAGAAGGUCGGCACGUACGUGGAGGUGGACAUGUACGGGCUGCCCACGGACACCAUCAGGAAGGAGUUCCGCACGCGGCUGGUCCCGUCCAACGGCUUGAACCCCGUCUACAACGAGGAGCCGUUCCUCUUCAGGAAGGUGGUGCUGCCGGACCUGGCCGUGCUGCGCCUCGGCGUGUACGACGACAACGGCAAGCUGCUGGGGCAGCGCAUCCUGCCCCUGGACGGCCUGCAGGCGGGCUACCGGCACAUCUCGCUGCGCACCGAGGCCAACUUCCCCAUGUCCCUGCCCAUGCUCUUCUGCAACAUCGAGCUCAAGAUAUACGUGCCGGACGGCUUCGAAGACUUCAUGGCCGCGCUGUCGGACCCGCGGGCCUUCCUGUCCGCGCAGGAGAAGCGCGCGCAGCAGAUGAAGGCGAUGGGCAUCGAGGAGACGGACAUCGCGACCAAGGACCUGGUGGGGGGCGAGGAGGCGGGGGACAGCAAGAAGGGCAACAAGGCCAACAAGGGCGGCCAGACGGGCGCCAGCGCAGAGCCCAAGAAAGUGGAGGACAUGAAGUUCGACCCGGUGACGGUGGACACGCUGCGAGUGGAGAAGGCGUUCCAGAAGGCGCAGCGCAAGCAGCAGAAGGAGCUGGAGGCGAUGCGCAAGCGCCAGCAGAAGGAGCAGCUGGCCAUCCAGAAGCAGCAGACGGCAGCCAUCGAGAAGCUCAUCAAGGGCAAGAACAAGGCGGAGCUGGCCUCGGACCCGGCGGUGCGCAAGCUGGUGACGGAGCAGACGCUGCAGUGGUCCGACAUGGUGGAGCGCCACCGCAAGGAGGAGUGGGAGACCAUGCACAGCCAGCUGGUGGAGCAGCAGGACCUGCUGCGUCGCCUCAUGGAGCUGGCGCAGGCGUCCCAGCUCAAGCAGGUGGAGGCCAAGCACGAGAGGGAGAUCAAGGAGAUGAACACUCGGCAGGCCAAGAUCUCGGUGGAGACGAUGAAGGAAGUGGCCGGCGACAAGACACUGCGCACCAAGGCGGAGAAGGAUCGCCGCCUCAAGGAGAAGAAGCAGAACAACACGAAGAAGUUCAUGGAUGAGAGGAAGUACGCGCAGAUGAAGCAGGGCAAGGAGAAGGAGAAGCUGAAGGCCAAGCACGAGAAGGAGAUGGAGGAGUUGAUGCGCGACAUGCAGAACCUGAUCGAAAUGUACAAGAAUGAAGAGAUAGAGUACGAGCUUGCUCCCAAGACGGAGUUCUUCGCCUGAGCGUCCGUCACUGCUGCCGUCGCGGAAGUUACCAUUGCCUGCCCGUCGCCCCGUGCUCUGUCGUGAUCACGCCAGCAGCCUCUCGUGUAUUCUAGUCAGUUAGUUGCCCAGCCAGUCGUGCGUUGACCGCCCGUACCCGCCCGUACCCAGCAACUAGUUCUGGUUUCAGCUUAUCAAUUAAUAUCUCAUUUUGUUGAGGAAUCAAUUCACUGUAUUAUUUGAUUCCACAGUUAAGUAAGAGAGCAUUAGCAUAUUUAUACUAUCAUUAUCAUUAUUGUUGAGCGAACUGUGAUGAUCAAUAUUGAUACAUUUAUGGUAUAUUCAUAUUCAAUUGUGUGUAUAUGAAGAAAUAUUUUAUAACAUACUGCUCUAAAAUUGCUAGAUUACUUCAUUUAUUUAAAACAAAAACAUAGCAAUGAGCUAAACAUUUUAUUUAUUAUAUUACUCCAUUUACACAUACUGCAUUCACUCAAAUCUUACGAUACGUUUAUUAAAACCCUGUGUUUUAUGCCCAAGAUUGGAGUUGUCUGCAUUUUGGACAUUAAAAAAACCUUCUAGCAUUAAUCGACAAAGCCACUUUUUGACUUGUUUGUCCACAAUUCAGGGUUUUGAGUGACUCCUCACUCCUGCAGAUGAGGACUUGUCAUUUAUCAGUUCUGGCAAGGUGAAAGUGCAGGAAAGCGCGUUAUUCUAAACUUUGUUUGAUUGCGUUUCAAAGUAGAGCAUUGUUGUCCAGUUGCUGCCAACAGUUGUACAGGCGGCAGUGAAGUAGCGGUCAGCUCUACAGCUCUGCCGUGGGAGACGACGCCAGCGUAGCGUCGUAGCAUAGUCCUUCGAGUCUUCACGUCAGAGAUGUGUAGUGCAUGCCACAAAGGGUGGAUUCGAAUUUAAGUUCCUCAGUGAAAUUUGCAAACAGAAUAUUAUAGAUAUUUGACAUUCCUAUUGCUGGGUUGAUGCGUUGUCUUAGGUCUGGGUGAAUACAGUGACGUCCUCUAUGUAUUAUACAGUAACCUAACGAGCCUGCAAUUAGUAGUCGUGUAAAAUGUUGGCCGUGUCCUGUGACGUGAAGUCUAGUCACCAAGCCUACUUGCCAUCGCAGUUCUGCUUCGUAGUCAGUUAGGGACAAUCGCAGUGAAACUUGAUUUCAAAUUCAUUAGAUCCAGGGUUUUCAUGAAUCUCAUUUUAAAAAUAAUUUAUUUUUGUAAAAUAAUUUGACUUUAUUAAGUAGGAAAUAAAUUUUGUGAUUAUAUCUAUUUAUUGAACUAUAAUGGGCUCUUAACAUAACAUUGUACCUAAAAUAACCAUUGAGUUUCAUUCCAUUCUUCCAGUAGGUAUAUGGUUCUCAGUGAAACAUUUAGAGUAACAUUCUUGUAUGGACUAUGUUUUAGCAUGCAUUUUUAUAGUUUAAUGUAACCUCAGAGAUUGCUACUUUAGUGUGUAAUUCACUUUCAUUGUAUGUUUUUUUUUUUUUUUUUUUUUCGUAGGAUAGAAAUCAUGGUACAAAUAUAAUGUAGGUUCAGCUAUAUUCAUUAUAUGUGAUGUUGCUUUUGUUUACAGUCUAUUGUUCUUGUUUAUGGAGUUAUGCGCACUAGGAGUUAUUAUCUUAUUACGGUGCACGUUUUAUUGAUUCAAAUGUUUGUGAAUGUGGGGCAGCAUACUUGCUUCAACAGUGCUUCGUGUAUUGUUUGAAACACAGCAUGUUAAAAAAGAUGAGGGUUGCAACGUGUGCAUGAUCAACGUGCUGUCUGAUGAAGAUUUGGAAAGUGUUUGUAGAAUACGUAGUUUUAUUUUCCUAUUGUUGGUGUUCAGGAGAUGUGGUGUCAGUAAUGUGAUCUGUGCGAGUCGUGUCCAAGUAACGUACGAGGCGAUGCUAGUUAACGCACUUACUUGUGCAGGGCCGAUACCAGGUGACAGCAAGAGAGGCACAGCAGUUCUUUCCUGCUCUCAAGUGACGGAAGAUAAGAAUCUUGCUCUCUUACCCAUUGACCUUGUUAAAGAGACUCGGUAGCCAGUAUGUAUGUGGCUAUCUUGUGCCACACACAGUUCCAUGAAUGUAGAUGAACACACAGAGUAGUUUCUUGAAGAUGUGUUCACAUACAUGCAUAAUUACAGCAACUCAGCUCCGCUGUACCUUGUUUUUUAACUAGUCAGCCUGGUUCCGUAGUCUAAACAACCAAGUCAGCCGAUUAGAAAAGAAACAACACACUUGGCCUCUUCAAAUAACACAGGUUAUAAGAGUGGAAAUUAAAUUUGCUAUUGGAAUAUAAGAACAUGCAUUUACUUCCUGGCUGGAAACAUGCUUUUAUGUGGCAAGUCUGCAAGUCCGAGUUCAGGUUGCAUCCGUCACCGCUGCCCGACAAGCGAGUGGCUCAUGAAUAACUUGCCAACAGCCUCACCGAGGUGCGGGUGGUUGUCUGUCACUAUCUAACUACAACCGAGGGACAGCUUCACACCUUCGUGGUGAGAGGCUCGCUCUUCAUCUGCUGAGCUGCCGACCCUGCCACAUGUCACAUUGGCUGCUAUAAAUAUUUUAUUAUUUUUAGUGAUGUGCGAGUCUCGGCAUCAUCGAGAACGAGUCGAGACAGAAAUUUUCUCGAUCUCGUCUCGAGAUAAUAUUUUGGCUCGGAAUUUUCGAGAAUUUCGUAAACAAGAAAUAGGUUAGGUAAUAUAAUAUAUUGAGGCAGCAUUUUGCGUUGCGUGUUGAAAUAAUUAACAUAUCUUCAACGUAACGUAGAUCGAAUAAAAUAAAAUAUACUUGUUACGAUAGUAUACACGAUAAAUUAUUAAAAAGUUAAAAACGAACAACUUCCGUUCACAAGUCACUACAUGAAACGGUAAACGUAAACAAUGAAUUGUGCUGUGGUUAUCACAUUAAAUUACAUAAGAAAAUGAUUAUUUUCCGUUAAUAAAACCAACAUUAAAGUUAAAAAUAAAUCAUUUUCGGUAUCAAUAUCAAGCAUCAACGUAAAACGGUACGGUAAAAAAUAAAAAUAUAAACAUGACUGCAGAAUUCUUCCGCGAUUGCAUUUUGUUUUAUGGCCUUAGGUUAUACAUACGGCCAGCAAUAUAUAACAAGCAACAUGAUGUUUAAAUUGCGGUCCGUAUCAAUAGUGACAUAUCGAUAGUGGUGAAUGUUCAGACUUUCAUGAUCAAGUACCGUCCAUGGCUCAAGGAAACUGUAUAGACUAUGGAGUCAAUAACGUAUGUUUACAUACGACAGUAGGCAAAUAAACUGUUGAGUGUAAAGGUAAAGUUGUAAUUGCAAUUGCAAUUGUGGAUACUUGAUAAAAUUAUUGAAUAAUUAUGUAUGUUUGUCAGAUUAUUGAGUUUUACUUUUUUGGAUCAUAUUAUCCUGUUAACUAAAGUACAGAUUUCUCGAUCUCGACUCGAUUCUCGAGAAUUUUUAAAUUGCUUUCUCGAUCUCGUCUUGAAUUCAAAAAAGUCUUUCUCGCACAUGCCUAAUUAUUUUAAAAGUGCUUCAUCAUAAGAACAUUUGUAUACAUUUAGUGUAGUAGCCAGUUGUUACCAGUUGAGAAGGUAUAGCAGUAGCCCCCAGUAGUGUGUUUGCUCGCUACUGAGACGUGCUAUGUCAAGAGAGAGGCUGACGUUAGUCUCAAACAUUUUGACCGAGAAUGCCGUAAAACUUUAUUCUUUUAUUUUCUGAGUAAAAUUUCUUUCAUUCCAGCUUUUAAAAAUAAAGAUGAAAUUGUGUUAGUUGGAAAAUGGAAUUUGCAGAAUAGUUGAGUGUAAAGUCUGCAUGUGAAACUAGAAUUUUCUACCAGUUUAUAAAUAAAAUCACACAUGCGAAAGAAUAAAACUUUCUUGUUACAUUUUUAAAAUUAAAUUUGUUUUUUUUUCUGACAUGUUUGUACGGUGUAUUUGUUUCUUGUUCACAGAGGCAAGAUUGUGUGUUUGUAAUUUUAUCAGUUUCGAAUAUAUUCCUGUAUCUAUUAUUAAUGCUGUGUAAGACAUUUUAAUUGUUCGCUGGUUUACAGUUUUAAAACAUUACUUUAAGUGAACAAAUAUGAAUUAAUAUUUUAUUUGUUUGAAAAGUAGUAUUGUUGAUGUUAAAAUAUUGUUUAGGUGUUCAUCACGUCUGUAGAAAUGAAGAAAUUGACAUUAAGUAUUUUAAUUAGUAUUCAUUGCCGAUAUUCAAUACAAGCCAAGUAACUGUUUCAAUUAUUAUUCCUGACUCAAAUACUGUCUUUCAAUAUUACUAACUUCUAAGGAUUUAAUAAAUUGUGAAACAUGUAUGCCAUAGUAUAGAGUAUUGUUUAUGUAGCACAACAUAAAAGUUUUACUGCUACAAUACUUAUUAAAUUGGUAGUACUGUUUGUUGGUUAGAAAGUUAUGAUUUCUGACUGUUAAGCAUGUUAAAGGCCAACUAUGAAAACCAAGUAUGUUUUACUAUGUUAUAAAACAAAGCCCAUUAAAAUUGUAGACUUUAAAGAAAAAAUUAAAUUAUAAUUGAAAGGUCAAAUACAUUAACAAGUGCCAAUAAUGCUGAACUAGUAAAUGAGAUUUACUAUUGCCAUCACGAUCUGAAAGCCAGCAGUGAUUAGCUAUUUUCUAUGGUUUUAGGUAGUUUAAGUUUUUGGCUUGUGCUAAGAGCAUACUUGUCUAUUCUGUGUUGUUGAAUUAUGUCAGUUACUAAUUAUUAACCCAGGGAAAUGGGGAAAUAAAAUUCAUUAAAAUAAUGAAUAAAGAUAUUAUUAUUUUUAUAAGAACCAAAUACAGAACAGAACACUAUUUUCUUGGCAUAAAACCUAGAACUGCAGAGCCUUAGUUCUAACAGGCACAUUGAGUGAUGGAAUUUCUCCACAAAUUACUAAGUCCAUGGUGAUCACUGAAACAAUAUAAUAUAACAACAUUGAGUUUAUCAGUUGUUCUGGCCGUUCAACACGCAAUCUUGCCUUUUAUGUGAUUAUAAACUAUCCACUAUGAGCGCCAUUAUCAAAUAUUAGCUGUUCUAUGUACUUGUUUCAAGACUUGCUAUACUAGACCAUAUUCUUGCCUGUACGUGUAACUUUGUUUUGAAAAAUAAUAAGUCUUCAUAUGU